AUGUCCGUUUUCAACAAAGUACGUAAAAAUUUACCUCACAUCAAGCAAAACACCGAACUGCUGUUCAACAACACCGGAUUGUGUAUUAAAAUCAUAUCGUGCGUGUUGUCUGUGUGCUAUUUCUUCUCGUUUUGGUCCAAGAGCUCGACGGUGUUCGGCGUGACUCCCGGUUACUUGUUUCCGCCGUCGUUCUGGCUAUGGACACCAUUCACAUUUUGCUUCUUCGAAACCCACCUAUGGCAAGUACUGCUCGACAUCGCCAUGGUGGCCGUGUGCAGCAAGCUCAUCGAACCCCUGUGGGGUGAACUACAAGUGCUCGUGUUCUUUGCUGUCGUCAAUGUAGGAGUGGCGUUGGCAUGCGCCGUGUUCUAUUACAUCCUUUACAUGUGCACCUGGGACCCGGAAUUGUUGUUCUCGGUGCACGUGCGCGGACUGGCUGGAUAUCUAGCCGGCGUCACCGUGGCUGUAAAACAGAUCAUGCCUGACAGCACCGUGCUCGACACGCCAGCCGGACGCAUCACCAACCGCAAUGUACCCUUGUACACAAUAUUCAUUGCACUCGUACUCUGGUUCAUCGGUUUUGUCGAUGGCACGAAACCGACAAUGGUUAUCAGUGGAGUGUUGAUGAGUUGGACGUAUUUGAGGUUUUAUCAGAUUCAUACAAAUGGAACAAGAGGUGAUAUGGCUGACAAUUUCACUUUUGCAAGUUUUUUCCCAGUUAUUGUUCAACCACCGAUUUCAGUUUUGUCAAAUUCAGUAUACAGCAUUUUCGUAAAAGCUGGUAUAUGCAGAAAGACUGUACGCAGAGUUGAUAUUGCCAGUGCACCAACUGGCAUUACUGUCGCAUUGCCUGGUAUUCGAUCACUUGAUAUGGACAGAAGAAAAUUGUUAGCCUUGAAAGCUCUUAAUAGCCGAUUAGUUGAUACUUCCAAAGAUACUCCAAGAAUAGAUAAUAUUGAAUCUGAAAGAAGAGACUCUGUGGUUAUAUCAAUCGGAGAUACAGAACAGACUUCAAAACUAUUGCCUACUAAUAUGGUGUCAAAUAAAACAACGUAG
Molecule: messenger RNA, 1056 nt
Organism: Macrosiphum euphorbiae (potato aphid)
Lineage: Eukaryota; Metazoa; Arthropoda; Insecta; Hemiptera; Aphididae
Source: the annotation of a GenBank genome assembly